Macadamia integrifolia is the source of this 1561-nucleotide messenger RNA. Its product is annotated as F-box/kelch-repeat protein At2g44130-like. The record is from RefSeq and is a predicted model, not a curated record. Bases 272 to 1282 code for a protein of 336 amino acids. Gene Ontology annotation, biological process: regulation of phenylpropanoid metabolic process; negative regulation of cytokinin-activated signaling pathway. Gene Ontology annotation, molecular function: protein binding. The transcript has a single exon. Lineage: Eukaryota; Viridiplantae; Streptophyta; Magnoliopsida; Proteales; Proteaceae.
UUUUACAUCUACGGACCACAAGACCACUUGUGAGAAAAAUUGAUGGGAAAAACCUAAGUACUGUCUCUAUUCAUCCAGACGGCUAAUCUUGCGAGUUACAAGUGUCAGCCGCAGAUUGUGGCUAAUCGAUCAUGAUCGCUCUCUAACUGUUUGUAUAAAUACCCAACUGAGAUGCCACCACUUCUUCACAUCCUAAGCUCUCAAGUAUCUGAAGCAUAGAGAGAAAAAGAGCAUUCAUUUUUUAGUUUUCGAUAACAGAAAGAAAAAAAAGAUGGAGUUGAUUCCAGGUCUACCUGAAGAAAUCGGUCUUGAGUGCUUGACUCGGUUGCCUUACACGGCACACCAAGUCGCCACCCAAGUUUGCAGUCGGUGGCGAGAGCUGCUCGAAAGCCCAGCAUUUUACCAACUGAGGAAACAUAGUGGGAAUACCCACAAGGUGGCUUGCUUGGUUCAGUCUCUUCCUGCCGUCAGCGACGGCCGGAAACCGACUGGGCCGCCACCUUAUAGGAUUGCCGUGUUCGAUCCGGUGAGUCGGAAUUGGGAGCGAUUGGAAGCUAUUCCAAGUUACCCAGAUGGGCUGCCGAUAUUUUGUCGAGUAUCGAGCGUGGAGGGGAAAUUGGUCGUCAUGGGUGGAUGGGACCCGGCGAGUUGGGACCCAGUGAAGGAUGUGUUCGUCUUUGAUUUCACAACUCGGAAAUGGAGAAGAGGGAAAGAUAUGCCUUCGAAGAGGUCUUUCUUCGCGGCAGGGGCGGUGGAAGGAAGGGUGUUCGUGGCCGGCGGCCAUGAUGAGAGCAAGAAUGCGUUGAGGUCGGCGUGGGCGUAUGAUGUGAGACGGGACGAGUGGGAGGAGUUGUGUUCGAUGAGGGAAGAGAGAGAUGAGUGUGAGGGUCUGGUGGUGGGGAACGAGUUUUGGGUAGUGAGUGGGUAUGGAACAGAGCAUCAGGGGAGGUUUGAGAAGAGCGCAGAGGUUUAUGAACUCGGAUUGAAUCGGUGGCGCUUAGUGGAGGAGGCUUGGGUGGGGGAUCGGUGUCCCAGGGGAUGUGUUGAUUUGGGUAGAGAUGGGAAAUUGAUUUGCUGGGCUGACGCGAAUGUUGCUGUUGGAGCAGGGGCGUGUGCGGUGGGGUUGGGAGAGAAGACUCUGGUGGCUGGGUCGUCUCAACUUGGUGCUACCCAGGGGUUGUUCUUGGUGGAGAAUGGAGGGCAAAAUGGUAAAUUUGAGAAGAUUGAUGUACCUGAUCAGUUUUCUGGAUUUAUUCACUCAGGUUGUUGUGUUGAGAUUUAAGAGUUUAACCACACUUGUGAAGCUCUGUUUUUACUCUCUCUCUCUCUCUCUCUCUCUCUAGCUUAGGUGGUUGUGUGGAGAUUAUGUUUUUUACAUUUUAAUCAUCUCUCUCUCUCUCUCUCUCUCUCUCUCUCUCAAGUGGUUGUGUGGAGAUUUAGGAGUCUACCCACACUUGUGAGGUGUCCCCUACCUCUCUCUCUCUCAAACUGUAAAAGUGUAGGAUGGUAAAGAUAGUAUUAAAGAUAUUUCAGAGAAGACUUUUGAAAUCUGGCUUGAUGU